This is a messenger RNA of Oldenlandia corymbosa var. corymbosa, 2775 nucleotides long. NCBI's taxonomy places the organism in Eukaryota, Viridiplantae, Streptophyta, Magnoliopsida, Gentianales, Rubiaceae. The record is from the annotation of a GenBank genome assembly.
AUGGCACGUAAUGUAUCAUACAUGCUUAAUUUGUAUCAUACAAGUAAGUAUGUGAUAGAGAACGGUAGCAUCAACACUUUUUCGAAUAUGCCGGAUGAUGGUUUGUUUGUCGAAGAAAGGUUGUCAUAUGAGGGAUUGAUUAGUAAGAUUUGUAUGACCCUUGGUUGGGAUCCAGCACACGUGAAACUCCACUUUUCUUUGAUUUUCGAUAGUCUCGGUGGUAGGCGUGUAGUGAAGAUCAAGAAUGAUUCGCAUGUAGAGUUCAUGAACCGUGUAGAUCCAAUGUCAUGUUUGGAUUUAUACAUAGAUUUGGAAGAUAUCACUCAAGAAGAAAGAGAAGCGAGUUUGGAAAACGUGUCAUUUGGUGAUUUUCGAAGGGGGGAACGUGCUAGUACUUCUCGAAACCGUGAUGAAGAGGAGACACCUUUAUUUGCACAAAACGACUACCGGGAAGAGUCGGAUUCCGACUACAUAGCUCCAAGUGAAAGCGAAGAAGACUGUGAUGUCUCCGGAGAGAGUGAUUUUGAAGAAAGUGAUGAUGAAAGGUUGGAAAAUGAGGAAAGGGAUUGUAAUCUAUUCGCCCGACGCCAUAUAUAUAGUAAGAUGGGGAACUGGGAUGCCUCAUGUGUAGACAAGGAUGAGUUUGCUCUUAAGAUGUGGGAUGAGACGCCCGAAGGAAUAGACAUUGGUGUUUGUUUCAAAUCUCAAUCAGAAGCAAAGCAUGUUGUGAAAUUAUGGAAUAUCCAUCAUAAAAGGGAAUAUACGGUCGCCGCGAGUAGUCCAAGGACGUGGGCUGUGCGGUGCAGAACAUUUAAUGUGGAAAGUGAGGAUGGUGAACCGCCAUGUGAGUGGAAGAUGCGUGUGUCAUUGAAAGCUCACGGCCUUCAUGAAAUUGUGAGAUGGCAUGAUGCACAUAAUUGCAUGACUCCUGUGAAUGAUAAUGACAAUCGGUGUGUAGACGCGUCUUUGAUUGCUAGACUCAUCAGGAGAAAGGUUGAGGACAACGUAGAUUAUACGGUAGCCUCGACACAGAAAGAUGUGAAGACCUUAUUGAAAGUAGAUGUGCCAUACAAAAGGGCGUGGCAAGGGAGGAGGAAAGCCAUAGAAGCGGUCUAUGGUGAUUGGACCUCCAAUUUCGAAGAACUUCCACGGUAUAUCGCUGCGCUUAAGUUUACUAAUCCUGAGACUGUAGUUGAGUGGGAAUGGAAGGAGGGACAAGAAGGUGAUGGUGGGCACUUUCUUUGCCUCCGCCACGUUCGCAGCAAUCUUGUGUCGCGAUAUAAUAGCAAAAAGGUGAAGCAGUUAUGUUGGAAGAUGGGAACGACGCUUUCAAGAGUGAAAUACAACCGUAUGAGGGCAGAGCUUAUUGAAUUCAAACCUGCUGCAUGGGAGUAUCUUCGAGGGAUUUGGGGGAGUAACUGGGCUCGAUUGAAAGCCGGUCUUCGCCGUUGGGGCAUAGCGACAACUAAUAUUUCUGAGAGUUACAACAAUGCAUUGAAAGGGAUCUGUUUUUUACCAAUUAGAGCCUUGAUCGAUGCAACCUUUUGCAAAACUGUUAAAUUCUAUAGAGAAGAACAAUUGUCUGCGAGAAAUUGCAUGACACCGAUCCCUCCUGAGUUAUGGAAAAAAUACGAGAAAAUGAAUGAUAAAGCAGCCAGUUUUGAAGCCACCCCUUUCGAUGGUGAUGAUGCUAUGUGGCGUGUUGUUACUGCCACACGCCUAAGUGGCAGGGGUGGGUCUCUGCAUACGGUGAACUAUGAUGAACAUAGGAUUGAAAUGGCGACGCCGGCAUCGGGCUCCCAAUAUGACUAUCAACCUAAACAUCUUCACCCAGGACCUAUACAAGAUAAAAUGCUAUAUCAUCAAACAAAGCAUAGGUCCCAAGCUGUCUAUGAGAACAGGAUACCGGACAUUAAAACAUUCCGCCUCAAGGGCCGUAGGUGGGAAUGUAGGUACACGUACGGCGAUGCCCCAAGGAGCAGCACUCCACCUUUUAGAGAUCAAUUAACAAGUCUGCGUGUUGAAGAUUUUUGGUGGCAACCAUAUGCACAUAUCCUUCAUAGACUCCCUGAUUUCUGUACACAAGACCAAGCCAUUUGGACGACUAGGUGUUGGAUGUUCUGUUGGGCUAUUAGGGAACCCCACGAGUCGGGCAGAGUCGUGAGACAAUUUGGAUACAUACAGGAUGUUCCCAAGCGCCCCAUGAUUAAAGAUAACGCAGCAUUCCUUCUCGAUCACGCGCACAGUAUGUCUGUGUAUCCUAGCAAUAAUUGGGAGGAUCACCAUUCCGCAGUACGCCGUCAUUGGAAUAGGAGAGAAGAGUUCGUGCUACGAGAUUUGGAGGAAGGAGAUCCUGGUUCCGUAUAUGAGGGGUACUAUGAAUGGUUAAUGGUGAACACUGUCAGAUUGAUAUCCAAUCCCGGUAAUUAUGAACCUCAAGGAUACGAGACUUCUUCGAGCCGCGUGAAAUUAUAUGGUGAAGUAUUGAACAACAUUCGCGUGAGUACCGAGAGGUUUAGAGAAAAACGAGAAGAUGAUAAUCUCCUGGACGAAGAACUUGACAAGCAUUUGGACGAUAUCAUCAAUCAAACACAUGCUGCUUUAACCUUGGGCGCAAAUGAUGAGAUGGAGGUGGAUGAUACCCAAAUCCUGGUUGAUGAAGAUCCAUUUUUGUCCUCACAACCUCCGCCGGGUAAAAAAGCGAAACCGUGGUCAAGAGAUAAGAUUGGAGGAGGAAGAAAGAGAAAGGUCACAAUCCUCCCUCGGACAUCGUAA